CCGGUCAGGACUCAGGAGUCCAAAACCUUUAGAGAUAACUGACGAAGCGAAAAAUUGUCUAGCUAUCGAUGUCUCCCGCAUUCCAUCAGCGAAGGUAUACUAUAGCAAACUAUUAAAAGAAAUCUCGUCUACUUUUAUAAAGAGAAACGUCAUGAUACAGUUAUAGCCAAUUUGGAACUGUCAGGAGGCGACCGACUGGGACCCUACUGUGAUUGUUAUUGAUUUUAUUUCGUUUCUGUCGUCGAGGUAAAAUGCAGACGCACUUGCCAUCAGUUAAAAAUACUCACAGGCUUCUUAGGCAAUCUCUUUGGCAUUCUACCGUUAAAAAGCAUUCUUGGAUUCAGGUAUUUGAACUUGAUACCUGUAAUUUAUUGAAUCGCCGGUAAUCGCUCAGCUGAACUAGACAAGAUGAGGUUUAUUGCUUUGGAGGUCUUAUUUUUGGUUUUUCUCUUGAUUGUAUUUUGUAAAUGUCAAAAAAUCAACGGUCAUCUUCGCCUCGCUACUUGUUACAAUCCUUUAGGCAAUCUUCCUAAUGUAUCCAUCAACAAAUUAGGCAUGAUUGAAUCUCAACUGAUUGAAAUGCUUGCAGAGUCCUUGAAUUUCACGUACGAAAUUCACGUUCCAACGGACAUUCUGCAAUUAGGUUCACCCGACGAAAUCCACGGAAACGGAUCUUGGACUGGAAUUUUGGGCCAACUCGUCCGUGAAGAAGUGGAUAUGACUGCUACUUUCGGUCCCCAGCUAUAUUCAAGAGAUUCGGUUUUUGAUGUCACUGUGCCGAUCAUUUUGGACAAUAUUGCAAUCAUUGUCCCGUAUCCACGGCAAAAUAUUGAUGCCUUUGCAAUUUUGAACGUUUUCUCCCCAUCGAUGUGGAUCCUGUAUUUGGCAGCUAACUUUGCCGUUGGAUACGUUGUUUGGAUUGUGAUGUACCUUAAGAAAGGACCUGAGCAAAAGAUAUUAACAUACCAGGACAUUCUCACAAAUGGCGUCGGAAUAGUUUUUGGACAAGGUGGAGAUCUUUCACGGACGAGACACCGUUCGCUGGCUUCUCGCAUGAUUAUAGGAUCGUGGCUUUUUACUGUGUUGGUGUUUGAUUACGCCUUUACUGGAUCCAUCAUUUCGAUUAUAACUACUCCUAAAUUACAUUUCAUUGUCCAUUCAAUCGGAGAUGUGGUGGCAAACAAAGAUAUCCAACCACUCAUUAUUAACGAGUCCAGUACACACACCGAAUUUAAGGAAUCUAGUGACCCAAUUUAUCAAGAAAUCUAUAAGCGCGUAAGGGAAAACCCGGAACUUCUAGUUUCACCCUCCAGCGAAUUUGUGGAACUUUUACUAAGCAAACCAAACCAGGUUUUAGUCAUGUCUGAUCUUUUAGCAGAUUCCGAAAUCGAGAAAGACUUGAGGAGAACCGGAUUUUGCCGAGCGACGAUUCUGCCGGAGAAAGUGAAAUCGAGACAAAACAGCUUGUUCCUUCAAAAGGAUAGUCAGUUUACCAAGGCAAUCAACAAUCAGCUUUUGUUGCUGAGGCAAACAGGUUUGUCCAACUAUUUGGAUGCCACCCAUCACAGUUUUGCGUCGAGGUGUUAUAUAGACGAGCGCAAAGUGGAAAACGACAAACGGAACCGCCGGAUAGCUCCAUUGACUCUGCACGACCUACGCGGGCUUUUCGGUGCUUUUGGAUUGGCAGUACUCGGUUUUAUAGUGUUUCUUGUUGAAAUCUGCUCUGCCAAAUGUCAGUGUCGUUCUCGUGUGGUAAAAAUUGACUUGUAAAUAAGCUUGUGGGUUUUAUUGUCAAAUAAACGAAUGUAAAAACCGGAAUUCUCCGAGUAUC
This is a messenger RNA of Daphnia pulicaria, 1831 nucleotides long. Its product is annotated as glutamate receptor ionotropic, kainate glr-3-like. Gene Ontology annotation, molecular function: glutamate-gated receptor activity. Bases 409 to 1770 code for a protein of 453 amino acids. The record is from RefSeq and is a predicted model, not a curated record. Gene Ontology annotation, cellular component: membrane. NCBI's taxonomy places the organism in Eukaryota, Metazoa, Arthropoda, Branchiopoda, Diplostraca, Daphniidae. The transcript has 9 exons.